AUGACACCAAUACUCGUCAAUACAGUUCUUAAAUGCAUUCCAAAUCUUCGUCAUCAUGGUAGUCAACCGUCGUCGCGCGAAUUGAAUCUGCCCGGCCUUUGUUCGGAAGCCUUAGCUGCUUGGGGUACUGAUCACCCAGCUGAUUUGAGUUAUCGUGUCGAAUUAGCUCGUCGAAUAGCAUUGACGUUUAACAAUGCUGAUCAAAUCAUUCUUAUGGAUGACGUUGGACUUGUUGUUCCCGAAUCUGAACGUGCAGGUUUUCAUGAUUUACGUGGCUGCGAUCGAUCAUUAUUGCCUGCUCUAUGGCUAUCAACCGGAUUUCGUCAAGGAGGAUGUAUACUUGUCUAUUCGCCACCGAAUCCAGUAGAAAUCGAAACGUACUUGAAAUUGAAAAAGAUCAUCGAAGAUCGUCUUCAACGUACGAUACAAAUUCGUAUUCUCUAUCAAGACUCAACUGGUCAUUUACACGAACUGAUCAAUAUUUUCGAGACAAAUAGCAUGAAAUACGCUGAGCUCUGUGAACAAUUUGCUCAACAACCCUCCGAUGGAUUCUAUCCUGAGUAUCAUAUUGAUAUGUUGCAAACGCAUCUGAAUGAAAUAACCAAAAAUUCUCGUCAUUCAUUUGUCUUUCCUUACGAAAUGACUGAAUACCAUCAAAGUCAAUUGCAGGUCUAUUCUGAUCGUUUAAGCUUACCUGAUUUACCAAUUAAUGAUAAAGCUAAACACAGUUUACUUUUAAAAUCGAAAGGCUUUAAUUCUUUACCCAUUCUCAUCGCUGUUUCAACUGAUGGAAAAUUAAUCGAUAAUUAUCAAGAUUAUGUACAAGCGAUUGAGAAUAUCAAUUUGGUUUCAACGGAAAACACAUGGGAAAACAUCGAAAAGUUUUCGCGAGGAGUCAUUCAAGCCAUUGAUCGAUUAUACAACCAGUAUCAUGUUUCAGCUUUCGUUAAAUUAGAUGCCAGUGGGGCAGCUGGCUGGUCGUGUAUGAGUCCCGAGAAACAUUCAUUAAUCUACAAUUGGAGAGGAAAUCAAGAAGAACGUAUUCAAUAUCUGUGUGAAUAUAUGAAAGCACGAGUUGUCGGCGACUAUCUCCCACUCUUAGCUGUUGUCGAAGAAUUUAUUCAACCACAAAAACGCGCGGGAGAUAUCGAUGCAGAUUAUACUGUUUGUGGUUUUGUUCUGGGAGGAAUAUUUUUUCCUACCUCGAUUAAUCUAUGCGGAACAGUUGAUGGAAGUUAUGUUGAACAGUGGACCUCAUCAUCUUCUACUGAUUUGCAAGAUUCGCCACUGUAUUGGCAACGUAUGUUUCAUCUUUAUUCGCUGAUGGUUAAGCAUGAAUCGUUGGAGCUUGGCUAUGCAAACGGAAUUUAUGCCGGAGAUCUAUUUGUGACGAAGGAUGGCUGUUUAAAACAACGUGAUUGGAACAUUCGUCGUGGUGGACGCUCAUCGCCUGAAUCGAUGAUUAUAUUUGGCAUGCCGAAUUAUGAAACAAAAGUCAUCCUACCCUUGGAAGACUUUGACCUCAAUAAAAAGCUGACAAACUUAGAACUGUUUCGUCUCUAUACAAAGAUUUGUCGAUGUUUAUUGGAGGAUUAUGGCAUGUAUAUAUUUUCCAGCGGCUUUGGCUAUUGUGGAAAAGAUAACGAAGAAGAGAACUGCUUUAAAUUCAAUGUACUUGUACAUCCUAAAUGGCUUACUAAAACGGCUCAAAAUGGCGACAAGCUUCAACUGUCACGAUGUGACUAUCGCCAAAAGGUUAUCGAAAUUAUUCGAGAAAUCACCCUCAAAAUUCUUCGUAGUUAA
Messenger RNA from Adineta ricciae, 1803 nucleotides. NCBI's taxonomy places the organism in Eukaryota, Metazoa, Rotifera, Eurotatoria, Adinetida, Adinetidae. The record is from the annotation of a GenBank genome assembly.